AGUAUCCGAACGUUAAUAAUUAUUUUUUAUUAGUAAUUAAUUUAACAAAUACAUAUACAUAUGAAAUCAUUGUCUGUCAUGCGUUAAAAAACAUGUGAAAAUCGUGAAAAACCGAAUUGUAAUAGAUGAUAUACGGAUAUAUCACUAUGCUUCAAAGGGCUAAUAUCAAAAGGUUACAGUUUCUAUUACUUUUAUGAUCAAAGUAGGCUUUUGAAUGAUGUGCAUAAACUCAAUACGCCAUGCCAAGGAAUUCAACUAUUGUUAUAAAUAUUCUUGUACCAAUUCUUUUAUUCUUGUAUCAAUUUGAUUGGUAUUAUUUUUAGAACUACCACGCAAAACUAUAGUUCUCAGCGUACAAGAUUUCGCUGCUUUAACGCAGAAAGUGAAGCAAACUAAUCCACAACAACCAUUGAAAAUAAAAGCACUACCUACGAAGAAAUCUAACAAGGUGUCUAAUCCAGUAAAUAGUCAUGGAUCACGAUCCAUGAAAACAGAACAGUUGAAUACAAUUAAAUACGCUUCACGAAGUCCAAUGAAGAUCGUCAAUUCCAUUUCAAAUGUUCAAACGCAAACCAGACAUACUCCAUGAGGAAUGAAAACUCAACUUCCACACCGAUGAUGCUCCAGAAUGAAAAUCCGGAAGUAAUGCAUCUUAUUGGCAGCCAAGAAUGCAAAAUUAAGGCACUUAAGAGGCAACAGCGAAUGAUAAAGAAUCGAGAAUCAGCUUGUUUAUCGAGAAAAAAGAAAAAAGAAUAUAUAGCAUCAUUAGAGAAACAAAUAUUCGAUCUACGACAUGAGAACAGACAACUGAAAGUGGAGAAUACGGCGUUGAAACAAAAAUUAAACGCUUUCGAAGAAAUGACGAGAACAAGCAACAAAUUCAAUAACCUGAAUCUUAACGUUAACAAAAAGAAUACUGCUAUAUUGCUUGCCAUGAUUUUUAUGGUGUCCCUUAAUGUGGGUAGCUUGAGGUGAGUUCAUUUAUUUACCACCAUUAAUGAA
This is a messenger RNA of Cephus cinctus (wheat stem sawfly), 1002 nucleotides long. Its product is annotated as cyclic AMP-dependent transcription factor ATF-6 beta. The transcript is spliced from 3 exons. NCBI's taxonomy places the organism in Eukaryota, Metazoa, Arthropoda, Insecta, Hymenoptera, Cephidae. Gene Ontology annotation, molecular function: DNA-binding transcription factor activity, RNA polymerase II-specific; RNA polymerase II cis-regulatory region sequence-specific DNA binding. The record is from RefSeq and is a predicted model, not a curated record. Gene Ontology annotation, biological process: endoplasmic reticulum unfolded protein response; regulation of transcription by RNA polymerase II. The coding region runs from base 586 to 975 and encodes 129 amino acids. Gene Ontology annotation, cellular component: nucleus.